Molecule: messenger RNA, 1001 nt
Organism: Zea mays
Lineage: Eukaryota; Viridiplantae; Streptophyta; Magnoliopsida; Poales; Poaceae
Exons: 5
Coding region: 449-727 (92 amino acids)
Source: RefSeq, a predicted model, not a curated record
GGUCCUGGACACGCGGCCAGGGCGCCCGGCUGCGGCCGGAGCCACUUGUCGCGCGGGAUGGUAGCGUCCAGAGGCACGUCGCCGUCGCCAUCGCCGCGGUAGAGAAGGCCAGGCUGAGCAGGAAGAUCUCGCACGCCGCGUGACGUACAAGUACAACCAUGUGUGUGAGACCAAACUCCCCGCCCGCGCCGCACCGCUUCCUAGUUCCUUUCCUGAAACGGUCGCCUGGACAUCAACUAUGCUGAUGGAUCAACGAACGUGAUACGGGUCUCCUGUCCUCUCCUCUCUCUCUCUCUCUCUCUCUCUCUCUCUCUCUCUCUCCACCGGCUAUAUCAUCGUACUGCCUUCGUCUCUUCCGUCAGUAGCUGCAGAUUUCUGUCUGGUACAGGUAGGUUGUCGUAUACGUUGCGUGUUGCUGCUUGCUGGGGAGAGGGGAGCGCUGUUGCAGAUGGCAAGCUUCAACCAAGAGAGCAGAGCAGGCACACAGAGGGAGGAGGCACCUCUACAGGGCAAGUACGGAGGCAUUUCUCCGAAGAAGGCGCUCAUCAACAAGGACCACGAGCGCGCCUACUUCGACUCCGCAGAUUGGGUGCUCGGCAAGCAGCAAGGCGUGAGCAGCAACAGCCCGACGACGGUGCCCGCAGCCGAGCCCCUCAAGCCCAAGCUGCAGCGGACGGCGUACCACCAGCUUCCCCCUCGGCGGCCCGCGUACACGUCGUCGGAGUAGCUCGGCGAGCGGGGAGUCGCUGCAGUGCAGCACCGUAGGAAGCCGGAAUCCACGGAGGUGGCGCCAAUUGGGUUGUACAUGUUGAGAAACACUAAUGAAGGAUUACGUGGUAAAUACCGAAUAUAUUUCUAAAGGAUAUCACGUCUAUAUAUAUAUAUAUAUACAUAUAUAUAUAUAUAGAACAUAUACAAAUGUAUCGUCUCGUGUAGAAUAUAUUAGCUACUCAUAUGGAAUAUAGAUGAGAAAGAGGCUAGAGGGCCCACCCUAUAUAUUA